AUGGCUCCUCAACUUCACCACCAGCCGCCAUUCCGCGCGGAGCAUUUGGGAUCGCUCCUGCGCCCGGAAGUGCUGCUGUCGACCAAAACGGCCUUUGAGGAGGGCAAGGUGUCCGAGGCGCAACUCAAGGAGGUCGAGGACAAGGAGAUCAAGGACAUUGCCGAGACGCAACUCAAGCUGGGUUAUGCGGCCAUUUCGGACGGCGAGUACCGACGCCACAUGUUCUGGGGUACUUUCUUCCCCGGCCUUGACGGGUUCGAGGAAGUUACCGAUUUCGACGCGGGCAUUUUCCGCACCUACGCCCCCGACAUUGCGGCCUUCCUCGAGGAGGGCCACAAGCCCGGCGAGACCGUGCUCUGCACGGGCAAGAUCAAGCACGUCGGCAGCACCUACGUCGACCAGUUCAAGUACCUCGCCAGCCUGGUGCCUGCCGAGAAGGUCAAGAACCUGAAGAUUACCCUCGCCGCGCCCAAUUGGUACCACCUGCGCUACCUUGAGGGCAAGGCGUAUCCGGCCGACGUGUACAGCUCGGACGAGGAGUACUUCGGCGACAUCGCCAAGGCGUACCAGGAUGAGCUGCAGAUCCUGUACGAUGCCGGGUGCCGCAACGUGCAAUACGAUGACCCCAACCUUGCCUACUUCUGCUCCGAGAAGUUCCUGGAGGGAUUCAAGAAGGACCCACUGAACAAGCACAGCGCGGACGUGCUGUUCGAGAAGUAUAUCAAGCUGUACAACGACUGCUUCGCCAAGCUGCCGGCGGACAUGCACGUCGGUGUCCACCUGUGCCGCGGCAACUUCGUCAACAGCCGCCACUUCUCCGAGGGCGGCUACGACCGCAUCGCGAUCAAGCUGUUCCAGGAGCUGAACGUGCACACCUACUACCUGGAGUACGACACGGAGCGGGCCGGCGGUUUCGAGCCCCUGAAACACCUGCCGCCGCACAAGAAUGUCAUCCUCGGCGUGGUGACGAGCAAGUUCCCCAAGCUUGAGGAUAAGGAGGAGAUGAAGAAGCGCGUUAUCGAUGCGGCCAAGUUUAUUGCCGAGGGUAACAAUAUCUCGCUGGAGGCGGCGCUGAACCAGGUUGGUGUUAGCCCGCAGUGCGGCUUUGCGUCGCACCGUGAGGGAAAUGCCAUUGAUCAUGAUGGCAUGAUCAAUAAGCUGAAGCUGGUUCGUGAUAUUGCCAAUGAUAUCUGGCCUAACCAGCCUUGA
Molecule: messenger RNA, 1209 nt
Organism: Penicillium lagena
Lineage: Eukaryota; Fungi; Ascomycota; Eurotiomycetes; Eurotiales; Aspergillaceae
Product: cobalamin-independent methionine synthase II family protein
Exons: 3
Coding region: 1-1209 (402 amino acids)
Molecular function (GO): zinc ion binding; 5-methyltetrahydropteroyltriglutamate-homocysteine S-methyltransferase activity
Source: RefSeq, a predicted model, not a curated record